Messenger RNA from Necator americanus (New World hookworm), 426 nucleotides. RefSeq lists its product as uncharacterized. The transcript has a single exon. The record is from RefSeq and is a predicted model, not a curated record. Lineage: Eukaryota; Metazoa; Nematoda; Chromadorea; Rhabditida; Ancylostomatidae. Bases 1 to 426 code for a protein of 141 amino acids.
AUGGCUGAGUUCAGUGACGUCACACCUGAGCAGAUGAAAUGCCUCGUAUGGAUAUGUGGACUCGUCGCCCCGCAAGAUGCCGAUGUUCGCGCUCGUGCCCUUCGCAAGAUGGAGGACAACCUUCAAACCACGCUAAAGGAGCUUGCUGCCGAAGUCCAGCACUUUCUCGACAUUCGUCAGGAUGCCACACUCCUCGAACGAUCAAGUGUACCGCACAUCAACGUCGUGGAUUCGCAAAAGAGUCGAAAUCGUGAGCCGCCGUCCUUGUUUUCGUUGUGGAGCCAAUCACUGGUCCAGAGACUGCACAUUCGUAAACAAGAGCCACGACUGCAGACGCUCUGGACACAAGCGAGGAUUCUGCAAAAAUUUCCCGGAGAAGAAGCGGAAAUCUGCCAACACCAUCACUAUAGCUUCGACUCGUGCUGA